UGCUCUUUGUCUUCUGGAGGGGCUGAAAGAGUUAAUGUCUCAAACAUUGUGGUGGGGCAAGUUCUGCUUAACGACUAAUUCUGCAUAACAAGGAACUCUGCAGCAAGGAACCCCAGGUGAAAAGAAGCUGAUCAGUGCCCAUCAGCAACGGGAGGGGGAAGGUGUGCCGGAGGGUGCACAUGUCCGUGCUCUGAUAAUGCUGUUUUGGACAGGCUGAACAGGGCAGCUCACCGUGCAUGGCCAAAGAUCACAUCUGCAGGGAGGGGGAAGUUACUCCCCAAAUGACACCCAAGCCCACGGACCUAUUCCCCAAAGGCUACCUAAUUAGCCUAAUGAGUUUGAGCGCCUGCCCGAAGGAGGGGCAAGGAUGAUAAAAGGACACAAACUGAAGCCCCAGGUGUGCAAGCCCACCAGAAUGGGACUGCUUGGCUGAUUGAACCAACGCUGGACCCAGGACCGGUGAAAUCUUUCUCUCUUCCUUUUUUUCUCUCUGUCUUGUUCUCUCUUUCCUUUUCCUUUUCCACAAUCCCUACACCUCAUCCCUUUAGACAUAAACCAUUGACCAAGUCUGGGACUAGGAGCGGAUCCAGCCGCCCCUGGGCCCUUCUCUAAGGAGGAGUCUAGAAAGCAAGGGGGUCUGCUCUGAACCUCGUGACUCAAUGGGAGGGCUCCCCUUAUUGACUUCCCUGACCUGAUUCCCAAAUAAGCAAGGCUUGUAGUAUAUGUUUGGUGAUGUAUGGUUAGCACAUGUUACACAGUUUACUGUGUGUCACACCAAUUUUUGUGGUGAGCAUGCCAAUUCUUGUUGUGAGCGAAUAAAAGUUGAGUUUUGUGAGUUGAAGGAUCCCCGGUGUCGUUUCACCUUAAUCCUGACCUGGGAAUCGGCAAACCUGAGUCAUCGUCCUGAGAAAUUGGGACGUGACAGAGGCGUGUGGCCUCGCUCUGCUCGUGCAUUUGAGAGAGAGAACCAGGAGGGAUUUGGGUCCAUAUGGUCUCUCAUGGCUUACUGGUAGCGGAGAUGUGACCUGCUGAGUACAUCUCAGACCUCUUUGGUCCAGACCGCUGCAGUUUGGGUUCUUCUUGAAAGGCAGGCUUUGUGGGUGGCAUAAAGAUGUUUGUCCUGAUCACAGUGGAUGCGUGAAACUUCAAGUUUGAUUUUUAGGAAUAAGUGUGUUUCUGAAGGCAAGACAAUCUACUCAAUUGUGGCCUUUAUCGCUCUGAAGUAGUGAUGGGUUUGAGCAGGUCGGGCCAGGACUAGGCUGAACCUUACUUGUGCGUCUCUGCAAGCCGAGCUCUGUCAGUAGGACGCAUCCAUCCCAUCUAAACUCUUUACAGAGACAAACAUCAUUGGCCCGGUAGGUAUGGGCAUGGCAGAGGGUUUUGCUGGUCUGCCUUCUCAAGCUCUAACUAGUUACUCUUCUUUUCAUCCAGUGCUGUCUUAAACCAGGAGCUCAGUACGUCGAGAGAUGGAGGUGCCCAGCCGUCUGCUUUUCCGCAGGCAAUACUGGAGAGUUCUUCUCUCUAGAUGUCUAGCCUGAUUAGCAUCAAAUCUCUGAGAAGGGAACCACGGAGCAGGAGUUGAGCCGGACACCGGGAGGAAUAGAGGAGCAGCUUCACAAGAGACAGAGUGAGUUAGUAAGGAAUGCAAAAUAUACCCUUCGCAGGUGCUACAGCCGCGUGAAGGAGCACGGUGUUGGGAAGAGGAAAAGCAGCUACACAUUUGAACAGCUGGAGCAGGUGUUUGGGCAGGGAGGAUGGGACUCCCAGCCCUGCCAGCCCGUCCUCAUCAACAGCAGCGGCUUGUAUCAGGAGCUGGAGUCAGACGGCAGCACGAUGGAGGAGUAUUCGCAGGAGGACUGGGGAAACCACAGUCAGGAUCUUCAUUGCUACCAGACCGGCGAACAGGAAUUGGAUGAAAUGCCUACCACAAAAAGAACAUUAAAGAUAAAACAGGAAUCUUCAGAAGACACGCAGAAGCGUGACGUCAUGCAGAAUAUUAUGCAAAUCUUGGAGUCGGUCCAGUUGAAGUGGGAGCUGUUUCAGAGCUGGACGGACUUCUCCAGGCUACAUCUUUCUAACAAACUGGCCAUUUUUGGCAUCGGUUACAACACCCGCUGGAAGGAGGAUAUUCGUUACCACUACGCGGAGAUCAGCUCGCAGGUACCCCUCGGCAAGCGGCUCCGGGAAUAUUUCAACUCGGAAAAACCGGAGGGUCGGGUUAUCAUGACCAGAGUGCAGAAAAUGAACUGGAAAAACGUUUAUUACAAAUUCCUGGAGAUCACCAUCAGCGAAGCCAGAUGCCUCGAGCUGCACAUGGAGAUCGACUGGAUACCCAUCGCUCACUCCAAACCCACCGGAGGAAACAUCGUUCAGUAUUUAUUACCGGGAGGGAUCCCCAAAAGCCCCGGCUUGUACGCCAUCGGUUACGAAGAGUGCCACGAGAAACCCCCCUCCCCUCUUGCCGAGCACAGGGGGCCCGAUCCUGGCAAUGAGACUCAAGGGGAGCUGGAGGUCCCUUCACCGCAAGCCUCCCUCCGGGUGGAUAUGGAAUCCGCCCGGAUUAUCUACUGUUACCUCGGCAUUGCCGAGGUCCGGACUCUCCAGCAGUGCCUGUUUUUACACUUUCAGGCAAACACCAAAACCUUCAGCAAAGAUUGGGUCGGGAUCAACGCCUUUUUAUCUCAGAACUGUGUCGUAGAGCCCGGCGUGUCGCCCAAAUCCAUCUACAUCAAAUUUGUGGAAGUGGAGAGGGAUUUUCUUUCCGCCGGCUCUUUGGUAGAGUGCCUGGAAAAAGCCAUCGGAUACCCCUUAAAAUUUAACAACUGAGUCUCGUCCUUCAUAAGGAUUAGGGCUUUCCGCCCCUUUUUUCCAUCUCGCUACCAGACGUUUUCGGAUCCUGUCUGUUCACAGCCGGGCAAGUCGGACUUUUCUGCCUGGAAACGAGUUUUGGGGUGAUAAAGAGGCUCGUGGGGCGCUUUCUACAAGCUCAUCCCCAGCAAGCGAGCAUGUCCCGGCUCUCUUGCCGGACGGACCGGCCGGUUUUCCUACCGGAGUGGCGCGGCGAGGAGAAGCCCCCGGCCCGUGAAACGACUGUAGGUACAUUCCACAUCGGACGAGCACGUACAUGUGGCGUUUUCAUAUGAGAAGCUGGGGUUUUUUUGGUUUUUCUUUAUUCCACGGUGUCUCAUUUUUACACAUCCGUCUCUCAAGUGUUAUUAUGGAUCUGAAUAAAUAAGCAAUAGAUAACGGCAAGUUAAACGUUGAAUCACAUUAAAGGAGACUGUUUUUCAAAGCCACCCUUAGAUACUAUUGUAUAUAAUUUAGAACUUCACUUUUUUCACCCAUCAAGUGUUCUCCUCUCUCCAAACAGUGUUGCCUGCAAAAAGACUUUGGUUUCUGUGAUGUAUUCCACUUUACUAGUAGCGUUGCCAUAUCUGCUUUUAUUUUAUUUUAUUUUUUAACAUUAAAAUAAUUCCUGGCCUUUUUA
Molecule: messenger RNA, 3487 nt
Organism: Harpia harpyja (harpy eagle)
Lineage: Eukaryota; Metazoa; Chordata; Aves; Accipitriformes; Accipitridae
Gene: MSANTD2
Product: Myb/SANT DNA binding domain containing 2
Exons: 6
Coding region: 1834-2826 (330 amino acids)
Source: RefSeq, a predicted model, not a curated record